Trichoderma aggressivum f. europaeum is the source of this 1053-nucleotide messenger RNA. RefSeq lists its product as uncharacterized. Lineage: Eukaryota; Fungi; Ascomycota; Sordariomycetes; Hypocreales; Hypocreaceae. Gene Ontology annotation, biological process: protein methylation. The transcript has a single exon. Gene Ontology annotation, cellular component: mitochondrion. The record is from RefSeq and is a predicted model, not a curated record. Gene Ontology annotation, molecular function: protein methyltransferase activity; nucleic acid binding. Bases 1 to 1053 code for a protein of 350 amino acids.
AUGUCGCGAAUCCCGCCAUGGCUCUUCCGCAAGGCCAGCCGUCGCUCAGCCAACAUUGCUGCACUGCUCCCGGCAUGCAGAGACCUCCAAUCGGCCAUGAAUGAAUUCCGAUGGCUUAAAGAACAUGUCAACAGCACUGCAAGCGCCGGCAAAGAAAACUUGCUCUCUAGGUUAUGCAGAAAAAGAGGCCAAGGCUAUCCUUUGCAAUACAUCUUGGGAUCUCAACCGUUUGGGCCACUGGAUAUCAAAUGCCGUCCUGGCGUCUUGAUACCUAGGCCCGAGACCGAGGCGUAUACCUAUCACCUGGCUGAAUUGAUCAAGGCUGGGAGCUUUAGGGCUGGCGAGCCGGACCAGCGCCUCGGAAUUGUCGAUUUUUGCACAGGAACGGGAUGUAUACCUCUACUUCUUUACUCUUUGCUCCAUCGGAAGUUUGAGCACCUGGAGGUCCUUGGAGUGGACAUUUCUACUCAAGCUGUCAGUGUCUCCAGAGACAACAUUGGUCAUAAUGUUAAGCUUGGCCAUCUUCCACACCCUCGGCCACAACGUACCCUCAACAUUUUACAACAAGACAUUUUUCAGGACGAACUCAUAGACAAACUUCAAGGACGUACCUGGGAUGUUAUGGUAUCUAAUCCACCGUACAUCUCCCGGCGAGUGUGGUAUCAUGGAGGUGGCCACAUUGGACACUCCGUUCGCAAAUACGAGCCGUCUCUAGCUUUGGUCCCAGGAACCGACAUUUCAAUUCCUGAAAAUUGGGAGCACGAAGACGUCUUUUAUUCCCGAUUGCUAAACAUUGCAUACAACCUCAAGCCAAAAGUGAUACUAUUAGAGGUUGGUGAUGAGAUGCAGGCACUUCGGGUCAUAUCGCGAUUUCUCCAACACAAGCUUUCCACCAAUUCACAUGUAGAAGUCUGGCGAGAUUGGCCAGAUUCAGCAUCAAGUCACGAUGAAGAAUAUCCGUUGAAAAUAACAAUGGAUGAUGGAAGCAGUCGACUUGUGUCAACCAAGGGCAGUGGCAACAUACGAUCCAUCUUGAUCAAACUGGACGUCUGA